UUGUCGGUUUGCAUAACAGACGUGGUGAUAUUGCUCACUCGAGAUUUAGCUAAACAAGAGCACGCAGUUGCAACCGUACAUUACUUGAGAAAAGUCUUGAUUUCUUCAAAGCUUUAUAUAGCUGCAACAGCAAAGAAAACCUGCCGGUUAGUAUUACAUGAGUUUUCAAGCGACAUAUUUUAUUUAACAAAUUCGUCGACAGAAGUGGAUAUGGCAACUUUGACACUGUGCAAUCACACUAUAGCAAGCGUCGGCACAUUUUCGUGGUGGAUUGGGUAUAUGACGGGUGGAGAGACUGUCUAUUACAAAGGAUGGCCCAGAAAAAGUUCUUCAUUAGCAUCCAAAUUUGUUCCAGCCGAUUACUUCCCUUCCUCUUGGAUUGGAAUGUUGGAUUCCUCGAGUGCGCAAGAUGGUGUAGCUGUACAUCUGAAUUUGCUGUAA
Enterobius vermicularis (human pinworm) is the source of this 441-nucleotide messenger RNA. Lineage: Eukaryota; Metazoa; Nematoda; Chromadorea; Rhabditida; Oxyuridae. The record is from the annotation of a GenBank genome assembly.